UUUACACCGUUUCAUUUCCACAGCAGCUUACUCUGGUGUCUUCACCAAAGCUGAGAAUAAAUCAUAUUAUCUUUCAUAGAUUCAUGGGGGAGACGUUUAGUUAUUCCUACAGUCUUUUGUUUUAGAGGAAACGGGCCUAAAAAUGAGCGACACUUCAGAGGACGGCAUCGAGAUCAGCUUUCCUGUUCAGUUUCUUGGCCGAGUGGAGGUACUCCGCCCUACAGGUCUGCCGAUCCUGGCUGAGGCUGCUCAGAGCCUGAAGUUGAAGUCAUCAGACGAAUAUUCCACGGAAAAGGCCGCGAAGAAGAGCAAAGUCCACGUUUUUCUUUCUCUGAGUGGGAUUGACAUUUUGGAAAACAAAACCAAGUUCCUGCUCUACACGUGCCCCCUCUCCACCGUCUCCUUCUGCGCCGUCCUGCCGGCGUCGCCCAAAGUCUUUGGGUUUGUGGCCAAACAUCCGGCCGUGGACACGCACCACUGCUACCUGUUCCAGAGCAGGACGUUUGCCCACGUGAUGGUCUCCGCCAUUGGAGAUGCCUUCCAGGCCUCCAAACAGGAGGAAAAUGUCCGGGGGGGGCGAGAUCUGAUAGUGGAGGCUCUCAGGCACAAGAACAAAGUCCUGCAAAGGGAGAACGAGGAGCUGAAGAGGAGGCUCUCAGCCCAUCGGGGAAACGGGACGUGCUCCGCCGCCGCCAUGGGGCCGCGGCUGUCUCGGGGCGGCAGCAGCCUGUCCCUCCUCCCGGAGAGACGCCACGCUGGGCCGGGGACAGAGGACGGACACUCCGACGACGACUCCCUGGAUGGGCUGGACAGGCGGGAGGACAUCGCUCAGUUCCCCUACGUGGAGUUCACCGGCAGGGACAGUAUAACGUGCCCGACGUGUCAGGGCACCGGGCGGAUACCCUCAGAGCAAGUGAACGAGCUGGUUGCGUUGAUCCCAUACAGUGACCAGAGGCUGCGGCCCCAGCGGACGAAGCUGUACGUGGUCCUGUCCGUGGUGCUCUGCCUCCUGGCCUCGGUGCUGGUGGCUUUCUUCCUCUUCCCUCGCGCGGUCAUCGUGGUGGACGCUGGGAUUCGCUCGGUGAUGGUUCGCUUCGACAGCUCGAAUAAGAAAGUCCUGAUGAACAUGACGAGCACGCUCAACUUCAGCAACCCCAACUUCUUCUCGGUGCUGGUGCAGAGCGUGAGCGCGCAGGUGCUCUACAUGAAGACGGUGAUCGGGACCCGGCAGCUGGACAACGCCACCACCAUCCUGCCGCUCAGCGACAGCCAGUCUGGAGGCCGGAUAACGGCUCAAAGCUCCAUCUCUGCUCUCUGUUCCAGCGCCUUCUGCACCAUGCCCAGCAUCAAGGUCCACAACAUCGUGGUGUUUGUGCAGACCUCGGUGAAAACCUCCUACAUGGUGCGCUCGUCCCAGAACAGCCUGGAGGCCUACCGCUACAUAGACUGCGGCUCCAACAGCACGCGCCACCGGACGGCGAGGGACGCCCGCGCCACCGGCCCGCCGCUGCUGUGAGCCGCCGGAGGGGGGGGGGGCGGGGCGGGGCGGGACUCCAGGCCUUUUCCUUUGGUUCUGUUGGGAAAGGGCGGUGAUGUCAGAGUGGAGCCCCAAGCGCUGCUUCAUGGCACAUCAGCGCCAGCUCAGCACUUUUUUUUUUUUUUUCAUUCCCCCCCCACCCCGGAUCUGCCCCCCCAGCCCCCGCGGGCAGGUUUGGUUUAAGGCAACUCCUCUGAGUCACGAGCUCAGAAGGCUUCUGUAGUUCAGACGUUGUUUCCAGUGGGGAAGGCGGCAGAGGGCCAGCGGCCCCCCAGAGACCGGGACCCCCACUGGACAGAGCUGAGCCUGGAUCAGCCCAACGCUGCGGACUGAAAGCCGCUCAGCUGUUUUAUUUAAAUAAACCAACGGCGAGGGGCUGGUUUUAUCAGCUUCGGACCAAUCAGCCAGCACGCUUUUGCACCUUGAAGUGGAGACGUCGUUUCUGCUGUUGGAAUCCCUCACAGGUAGUAUUUUAACCAGCCGGUUGGUCGUUUCUUUCAUUUGGGGAGUCUGCAGGCGUAGAUUUUUAGGUCCAGAGAGCAGCGACGCUCUCCAGGUGGACGCUCCCCGUUGAGCUGCAGGAAGGAAGAUUUCUGAGGCUUUUAGGGCCGUCGGUGUUUGUUCACACUAUCCGGCCAGCCUUCAGCAUUUGGGUUGAAUUUGACCGCGACUGGGCGGAUUUUAAGGGGGUUUUCUUUUCCAGAUUUAUGAAUGGUUUGUACCAAGUUUUUAAAGUUGGCUAUUAUUUUAUGAAAUAUUAAAGGGAAAUUGUGAAUAAAUAAAUAAGAAAUCAACAGUCUUUGUUGUUCUGUUUUACUUAUUUGAAUAGAUUAAAAAUUAAAGGUGUGUAAUUUAAGUUUAAGACUUUCAAAGAGCAUUAAAAAUGGCAGCUCAGACAAUAUGGACUCUUUAUUAUAUUGACAACUUGGCUAAAAUAUCCCUUUAAAUAAGCACAUUUUGGCUCCAUGGUUAGUAUCUAAUGAUAAUAAACAUUGAGAGCA
Messenger RNA from Menidia menidia (Atlantic silverside), 2538 nucleotides. The record is from the annotation of a GenBank genome assembly. NCBI's taxonomy places the organism in Eukaryota, Metazoa, Chordata, Actinopteri, Atheriniformes, Atherinopsidae.